CCAGGGGGUCCAAGUGGUCCAAGUGGUCCAGGGGGUCCAGGUGUUCCAAGUGGCCCCUGGUGGUCCAGGUGAUCCAGGUGGUCCAGGUGGUCCAGGAGGUCCAGGGGGUCCAAGUGGCCCCAGGUUGUCCAGUGGGUCCAGGUGAUGGCGGUGGGGAAGGUGACCUUCACCAAGGCGGAGCGAAGGACACUGGCCAAGUUCCUCUGGGUCCUGAACUGGGUCUCGGUUGUGACCGGGGCGACCCUCUUCGGACUGGGACUCUUCCUCAGGGUGGAGGUCCAGCGGUGGCAGGAAGUGAUGUCAGAGCAGAGCUUCCUGUACGCGCCCCACAUGCUGAUGAGCACGGGGCUGGCGGCAUGCGCCGUCAACUUCCUGGGCGGGAAAAUCUGCCUGGAGGGGUCGGACGCCGAGAAGUUCCUCCGCUGGAAGAUGGUGGUGAUGCCGUACGUGGUCUGCACGGUGGUCCUGACGGCCUGCGUGCUGGCGGGCGCCGUCAUGUGUUACAUUAUCAGCAGCCAGCUGGAGGAGGUGCUGUUCCUGGGCCUGAGGACCGCCAUGCGCUACUACAAGGACACGGACACACCUGGACGCUGCUACCUGAAAAGGACCCUGGACCUGCUGCAGAUCCAGUUCCAGUGCUGCGGGAACUCGGGGUACCGGGACUGGUUCCAGGUCCAGUGGGUCAGCAACCGCUACCUGGACAUGAACAACAGCAGCGUGAGAGAGUAAGCAGAGACACAGGUAGAAACAGAG
Molecule: messenger RNA, 753 nt
Organism: Etheostoma cragini (Arkansas darter)
Lineage: Eukaryota; Metazoa; Chordata; Actinopteri; Perciformes; Percidae
Product: photoreceptor outer segment membrane glycoprotein 2-like
Exons: 2
Coding region: 145-729 (194 amino acids)
Biological process (GO): visual perception
Cellular component (GO): membrane
Source: RefSeq, a predicted model, not a curated record